AUGCUGCACAUGACACAGGUUUUGGAUAGCUUGAGCAGUCCCCAGCUCUUUUGUGCAUGUGAUCAAGAAGAGAAUCCAGAAACCAUUCUUACAAGAAACCCAGGGGCUCUGAAAAUUUCUCAUGAAAAUCUUAGGCAUUUUCAGUACCUGUCAGUGACCGGGCCUCACCAAGCUGUGAGCGAAAUCCGGGAGCUCUGUUGUCAAUGGCUGCAGCCGGAGACAAACACCAAGGAGCAAAUGAUGGAGCUACUGGUGCUGGAGCAGUUUCUGAACACCCUGCCAGAGGAGAUUCAGACAUGGGUGAGGUUGAAUCAGCCCAAGAACAGCACAGAGGCAGGAACCCUAGUGGCAAACUUGAUCCAAGCAUGUGAGGAGACAGAUUUCCCUGCUCAGGACUCUGUCCUUGCAGAUGAGAGGAACACCAGAGAAGACCAAAAGGAGGACACAGAGAUGUUUGACAAUUUGCCAUCUGCUGGAUCCCAGUGGCCGUGGCAAGGAUCCCAAGUGAAGAUGCACACAGGGAUUACUGAGGAAUUGGUGACAUUCCAGGAUGUGUUUGUGGACUUCAGCCCAGAGGAAUUAGCCUCCCUUAGUACUGCUCAGAGGACCCUCUACCGGGAGGUGAUGCUGGAAAAUUACAGAAACCUGGUCUCCUUAGGGUACCAGUUCUCUAAACCUGACAUUAUCUCACAGCUGGAAGAGGAGGAGUCACGUGCAAUGGAGGAAAACAGUGAUACAAAGAUAUUUCCAGAUUGGGAGAAAAGUCCUGAGACCAAAGAUCUAACUCCAGAGCAAAGCCUGCCUGUAGAAAAUUCACCCUUGGGGGCAGGAAUGGAGGAUUUACAAGUAGGUAACUUCCAACUUGCAAGAGAUGUAGGAGAGCCUUCUGAUGAUCCAUUGGACUCAUACCAAGUCAUCCAGGAGACGCUUGCAAGCCCUGUAACAAUGAGUGAGCCCAAGACCCUCACUCAGGAAAUAAGCCAGGACAGUGAUGAAUCUGCAAGAAGUCCAUAUCUUACUGAACAGUCAGAGGGUCCUCUAGAAGAGGGUCCCCAGGAAUGUGCUGCUUCUGGAAUUCUCACCAGUCCCGCACCGGUGGUCGAUGAGCCUUUUCUCCAGGAGAACACACUCAACAGAUGUGAAUGUUGUGAAAGGACCUUUAAUACCCAAACAGCCCAUGAGAGACAUGAGCAGAUCCACACUGGGAAGAAACCCUUUGAAGGUGAACAGUGUACAGAAGCCUUCUACCUCAUGCCAUACCUCACCAGUCACCAGAGGACUCUUGCCAGUGAGAAGUCCCCUGGAAAGUCUUUCAUCCAACGUGUAAAUAUCUGUGGCCUUGUAAGAACCCAUAGUCAGGGGGACUACUAUGAGUGUUUCCAGUGUGGCAAAGCUUUUAUCCAAGAUGUGCAUUUUUUUCACCAUCUCAAAGCCCACAACCUUCCUAGGUUGCCCCGCAUCAAGAAGUACUUAAUUCGCUAUCAGCAGAAACAUGACUAUGUCGGAGAGCGAGCCUAUCAGUGUUGUGACUGCAGCAAAGCCUUCAAGCAGAGUUCACAUCUCAUUCAACACUAUCGGAUUCAUGCCCAAGAGAGGCCUUUACAAUGUCAGCUGUGCGGGAAAUGUUUCAGCCAACCCUUAUACCUCACCCAACAUUAUCAACUCCAUUCUCAAGAGAAAUCCAUGGAGUGCAAUUCGUACUGA
Hipposideros armiger (great roundleaf bat) is the source of this 1704-nucleotide messenger RNA. RefSeq names its product zinc finger imprinted 2 (gene ZIM2). The transcript is spliced from 6 exons. Lineage: Eukaryota; Metazoa; Chordata; Mammalia; Chiroptera; Hipposideridae. The record is from RefSeq and is a predicted model, not a curated record. Bases 1 to 1704 code for a protein of 567 amino acids. Gene Ontology annotation, molecular function: DNA-binding transcription factor activity, RNA polymerase II-specific; RNA polymerase II cis-regulatory region sequence-specific DNA binding. Gene Ontology annotation, biological process: regulation of transcription by RNA polymerase II.